UUCAGCGAGAACUCCAGUUCCCUGAUCCGCUGCAUCCCCAACGAACGGGCCACGUUCUUCGUGAAGAUCGACUGCGCCGAAGAGGAUGAGCCCGAGCUGCUGCCCUUCAAAUUCGAAUGGAGCCGAGGUGAGAUUCCCAUUGAGAAUUCCGACCGCUUCCGCAUCACGGCCACCAGCAAUGCCGUCCAACUGGCCGUGGAGCAUGUGCAGCGGGAGGACGCCGGCCACUACACGCUGUUCGCCCGGACGAAGAGCCAGGAUGUGGUACGCAGGCACGUCGAGCUCAUCGUGGAGGACAGAUCCACGGGCGACGAUCCGCCGGUGUUCCUGCGCCGCCUGCCCGACCUAUCCGUCAAAGUGGGCACCCGGACACGCCUCCUAACCGAAAUACGCAGCUCAACAGAUCUUAAGCUCACCUGGUACAGAAAUGACCGAAGAGUGUGCGCAAACGACCGCAUCACGGAGGUCAAUGAGGGCACCUUCCACUACUUGGAGAUUAGUCCCGUGACGCUGGACGACGGCGGUCAGUGGAUGCUCAUGGCGGAGAAUUUUGGUGGACGCAACUCCUGCCUGGGAACGCUGAACGUCCUGGUGCCGAAGGCCUACAAAACACCCGAAUUCGUGGAGGAGCUGCGUGCGGUGCUCACGGAGCAGGGAACCGUCUCGCUGGAGUGCAAGGUGGUGGGUGUGCCCACGCCUCAUUUGCGCUGGUUCAAGGACUCCAAGGAGAUCAAGGCCGGUGACAUGUUCGCGCUGACCGCCAACGCAGAUGACCCCACCUCGCUGGGCACGUACACGUGUGAGGCGCGCAACUGCAUGGGCGUCACCUACUCCAGCUCCAAGGUGCAUGUGGUGGGACGCGGAAGUCGCGAGGGAUCUCUCAAGCCAGCGGACAGCGUGGCAGGCAAUGCUCCGCCUCCGAUAUUCACGAACGAACUGCGAGACAUGAGCCUGCUCAUCGGGGAGACCAUCAUUCUCGGCUGUCAAGUGGUGGUGCCGCCGUGGCCGAAGAGCGUCUGCUGGUACAACGCGAGCGGACGGGUGGAGACCGCCGAGCGGUACAAGCUGAUCGAGGACGGCCUGGGCGUCUACAUGAUCGAGGUGAAGCCGUCGGAAUCCUGCGACGCCGGCGAAUGGAAAUGCGUGGUGACCAGUUUCGACGGCAGCAUGGGCAUUUCAACAUGUUCCGUAGCCAUGGACAUACCUAGGAACUAUCGCAAGCCCCGGUUCAUGGAGAGUCUGCGCGCCGUGCUCACCGAGGAGGGACUGGUGUCCUUCGAGUGCAAGGUGGUUGGCUUUCCCACGCCCGUGCUCAAGUGGUUCAAGGAUGGCCACGAACUGAAGCCGGGCGAUGUCUACCAGCUGACGGGCACCAACUCACUGGGCACCUACUGCUGCAUUGCGCGCAAUUGCAUGGGUGAAACCAGCAGCACUGCCGUCCUCACUGUGGAGGACAUUCAGAACCAGCUGACCGACGAGGAGCGACUUGUCUUCACCCAACAGAAUCAGAACCAAGCGCCAAAGUUUCUAACUGGACUGAAGAGCACGGAUGCUAAGAUCAACGAACCCUUUCAGUUCAAGGUGGUAGUGAAGGCCACUCCGGAUCCAAUACUCUCCUGGUUCCGCGACGAGCUGCCCAUUGAUCCGAACGAAAGAUAUAACCAUUAUCGAGGUGAAAACGAAGACUGGCUGCUGGACAUCAAGUCCGUGGAGUUUGUGGAUCAAGCGGAGUGGAAGUGCGUGGCCGUGAAUGAUUUCGGCACCAGCAUCACUUCCUGUUUCCUAAAGCUGCAGAUACCGCGGCACUACAAGAAGCCCCGCUUCCUGGAAUCCCUGCGAGCUGUGCUCACUGAAGAGGGAGCCGUAAAUCUGGAGUGCAAGGUCAUCGGAGUUCCUCAGCCUGCGCUCAAGUGGUACAAGGAUGGGGUGGAGCUAAAGCCGGGCGAUAUUCACCGGAUUAUUUCUGGCCAGGAUGGCACCUGCUGCCUGGGCACUUACACGUGUGAAGCGAAGAACUGCAUGGGUAUCGUGGCCAGUUCGGCCUCGCUUCUGGGCUUCGAGGAUGCCCAAAGAAGUCAGCAGCAAAAGAGCGAGCAACAUCACGAGAAUGAGCUACAAAGGAAUUAUUCCCUGUCCACCAUCCAGGAGGAGCGCACCUCUCAGCUGUACGAGACGCCAGUCGGUGACAUAACCAUCGAUGAGAAGGGUGACGUGUCUUUCUCCUUCGACGGCAAGGAGGUAUCGGUUUCACUCUAUGAGACUCCCGAUCUCACAGAGGAGGAAGCCCUGAAGAUUGUGGAGAUGUAUGCCGAUCAAAUUUCGGAGCAUGUUACUGAGCACAACAUCGUCGAACUGCCGCCAUUGCGCUUCGUCAAGGAGACCUCGCAAUCGGGAAAACUUCUGAUGGAAGCGGUGGUCAUCGACAUUUCACCUGAAUACUUUACAGUCGAGGACGAUAUGCGAACUGAGGCUGAUAUGGAUGACAUUUCCAUAAACGAGAUCACGGUACACGGCUCUUCCGGAAGAGAAGGCCGAGUGGACAGAGAGACCGAGCAGUAUGUUCAGCAGUCCUUUGACAAAAUGGAGGAGGAACUGUCGCUAUCAGCUCCAAUUCGAAAGCGAAAGAAGUCCAAGCCCACGGAAACGGAUGAGUUCUUUAGCUUAUCCAAAGCCUCCGGCAGCCAAGGUGAGGAGGAGACAUCCGAUUUGCAAACCUUUGCCAGUGCCCAGAUGUCCGCAUCACAAAAAGCCGCCUCUGGCGCACAGACAAGUCCGGAGAAGGACAAGGAUUCAGUGGCACCGCCAAAGCGCAAGAAGUCCAAAAAACCCACAGACACCGAUUCCUCCAAGACAACAGAGGAUGAUGCUCGUCUGCAGGAUAUUUCGGGAGCAGUGGGAGACGGACUGAUGGUAACAACAUCCUCCCAUGCAAAGGUUGUUUCCGAUGAGAAUGAGAUCAAUAAAAAUCUGAUUGCCCUCGUUCCGCUCGCAAAGUUGCUGAAGGUUAUCGACAAUCAUUUGAGUGCCGUCGAGAAUGAGGUGAUGGAACAGUCCACCAUGAUGAUGACCCCGUCGGCAGCGGAUCAGAGCAUAGCCAUCAUCCGCAACAUAAUCGAGCCCAUCAAGCAAAUCGAAUCGAAAUUAAGGGUAUACUCUGGAGAGACCCAAAUCGACGCCCUCAUCCAAUCGAUGGAUGAGGAUAUCCGACGACUGCACAUGGGUCUCCAGGUCAUUGAAAAGUGCGUGGAGAUCGACGAGACUGGAGCCACGCUCAUCCAACGCACCAGUGUCUGCAUCAUUGACAGCGUGGCGGAGCAAAUGAAGAGAGCCCUGGAAGAGCUGAAAAUCGUUAGCAGGAAGUUCGAAUCGGAGUGUCUACGAGCCCAAAUCGAACUGACUGCCGAUGACAUCCAACAGGGAUUAGAGAUCACGCAGGGCACGAUUAAAUCGCAGGCUCUUCUGCAGGAGGCACAGGAACUGGAGGCAGCAAAGCACUUUUCGGAAACGGUUGAAAAAAUGCAAGAAGUGCCCGAUUCCAUGUCCUUCGCCACCAUAUCGGAGGCCAAUCUGCCCAGCGAAGCAAGCGCUCUCAAGGAUAUUUGUCAGCCAGUGGCAAAGAUACAGGAAGCCCUUGAGCGUGUCGAAAUGGAACUAUCGCUGGAGGAGUCCGAGGAGCAGAUCUACAAGAAGGUGCACCAGAAGGUGCUGGAGAGCAUUAUGGAGCCGAUUAAGCAGCUACAAUCCACACUGCAGUCUAUUGAAGAUAAGACGGAAUCCCUCGCAGGAUCCGAGUCAAUUGAGCAAAAAAUAAACAUGGCCAUUCUGGAUAUCGUUACGCCCCCUCUUUUUGAGCUCAAAAAGGGUCUAGAAGUAAUCCUUAGUGAAAAAUCAGGAAGUGUGGAGGGAGGAAUGCUGACAGUUAGCACUGUGGAAUCCAUGGUGCCACCCUUGCAGGAGAUUCAAAACGGCCUGGCGCAACUGGGCCAAGAACUGGAAAGUGGUCAGGACUCCGUGCCUCAGGAGCAACCGCGAUCUGAGCCAGUAAUGGGUGUGGCUGAUACCCAGAAACUCUUACAGUCAUUUGCCCAGGCUGUCUUACAUUUUGAGACGAACAUCGAGAGGAUCUCUGGCCGACUCUCCCCCAACGUUAAGAUCCGCUUGCUGAACCUAAAAGAUGAACUCUCAGCUCUAAUAGGCUCAAUUUUGGAGAGGGAAAUUACCGGACAUCAUGUUGAAUUGCUGGACAGACUAAAGCGACCCGUCGACGAGCUAAACUACUGCUUCCGUCAGACAGAGGUCAAGAAUAUGACUGGCUCCUUAGCCGAUCUGAUUGAGCCACUGAGUAUGCUACAGGAGAACACCCAAAAAGGUCACCAACGUUUGCUAGUCGCUCGGGAACCCGAUCAGCAGGCCCUUCAGACGCUGGACAACAUACGCAGUCUCAUCCGCAACGUGGUCAUCGAUAUAGAAGAGCACGAGUUUAAGAUCCUACAGCAAGAGAUUCAACAGGAUGAGGAGCAAGCAUCGCAGCAGCAGGACAAAUCAUUCAGCGCUCUGCGGAAAGUGCUGGAGACCAAAGUGUCCCUGGAGGAAGCAGUUGGGAACAUAGAAACCCUGCAGGAAGCCUUAAACAAAAUCAGUGAAAGCCCCAAGGCUUCUGAACGAGUGAAGAGCUCCUCAAACGAAGCGCAAGUGUAUCUUCUUCGCAUCCUGCAAAUUGCUAAAGGACUGGCGACAUUUAGCGAGGCAGAGACAACACUCGACGUCAACGAGGCCAAUACGACUAGAAUUCUCUUCGAGUGUGGCAAAAGUUUUGCUGACUUGGCUAAAGCCCUACACAGUCCCGAAUCCCUGACUGAGAGUGAGUUCAUAAAUGCACUGAAUCAGUUUGGUGACAUUGUUGGCCAACAGAAGGAGUCUAUGGAUGAAAAGCUAUCCAUUGCCAGUCCGCUGACCAGUCUGAUUCAUGUGCUCCAAAAUCUGAAGCCCCCGCGAGCUUCAAUGGAGGACCUAUCGACCUUGGAUGAUGUGUCAGUGCUUAAGUCAGUCGCAGAGUCUUUGCCCACUGAUCCGGAAGCGGAAGUGCCUAAAGGUCCCGAGAAACCAUCGACUGUUGCUGUCCUACUGUCCGACUUGAACCAGGGAAUCACAUCGGUUCUUUCGCAUAGUGAAGAUCCUGACGUUGUUUCCCUAUCGGGAACAGCUGCACAGCAGGUACAGGCAGCCCUCGUUAAGAUGCAAGAGCUGCAAAGUAGCUUGGCAGUGGUUCAGGAAACCAACUUGGUGGAAGCGGCUCAUUCGAUGUCAGAGGCCAGUCAACAGGGAACCUUCGCCGAGGCACUCUGCAGCUUGGAGCGCUGUGUUCUUCAGGUGGAGGAGUGCAUGGCCCACAGUGGCGUCGAGAGUUUGACCGAUCUUGAAUUGUCCAAGCUCAAGACUUUGGCCACUCCAUUGCACGAUGUGAGGCAAUACUGCGAGCAGAUCGAUGUGCAACUCUUGGAAAAUGUCAUUGAUAUAUCUACGCAGGGAGAUAUCUCUGAACUUAAGAGCAGUGGUCAUCAGCAAACCGUAUCAGAUCACAUCCAGGAAGUAGCCGUUGUGGAGGAAGAGCCGCAAGUGGAGGUUUUUGAUAUACAACAAGGUGUCGCCAGUGGCAUCAAGCAAUUAGAAGCCUGUCUGGAAGUUACCCAGACAGAUGCCAAUAAGGAGCUUCAGCAAGUUGGCAAAAUAAUGGAGCAACUGAAGUCAGAUCUGGAGAACAUACAGAUUGCCCUUGUCACUGAUACCGUGCAACAGGAAACCGUUCUGGCCCAAGCGCAAAUAGCUCGCACCAUGUUCAGAUUGAAGGAGUGCUUGGUGCACACCUAUGAAUCUGGCUUGGUGGACUCCUUGGAGAACGUAGAGAGUGCCUUUGAGGACAUACUGCUUUCGUUACCAAUUCUGGAAACUCAGUUGGCCGAGGAAAUGUUCGCCAAAAUCGAAAAGGCAUUCGCCAACUUUGUUACCUACUGUGAGCGUCCAGAAGCUGUGGACUAUCAAAAAUUAAAGACUCUAAAGCAACCUAUUGAGAAUCUAGUAGCUGCCAUUGGAGCUGUGGCCGCCCAGCCCACCGUAGAUGUCGACAAAUCAUCUUCUGUUGUUGUUCAGCUUCAGACUAGUCUAAUGGCUGCUUUCCGGAGCAUAAACGAUGCCAGCGAGCAGAUUAGUAACGAAGUCUUAGGUGGUCUUUUGAAGACGCAAAGCAGCUUAGUGGCUGUCUUUGAUUUUAUUGAGGGCAAUGACAAUACAAUUCGUGUCAUAGAACUACUACAGGAAAUGGAUUCGAUCACUGCGGAAUUGAAGGCAUUGUCCGAAAUUCAUGUUGAACCCACGGUGCCAAUCGAUAUAGGCAUAAUUAUUGAAAACGUUUCGUCUGGAAAGGCGUUCCUUACCGAAAUCGAGGAAGGACUUCGAGCCAAUAACCCGACAUGUAUUCUUUUGCUAGAUGAAAAUACGGAUGACAUUGCUCAGCUAGAGGCAACUCUUGUGCAAAUAGAGAAUGAAAUCCUUUCUCAGCCCCAACUCACUCAGAUAACCACUAAGCAGUUUGCUCUCAUAGAUGCACUGCAGCUGCAGAUCAGUAAUCUUCAGGAAAAACUUAACAAAUUGAACGUGUUUCUUUCCGAACUUCAAAGUCAAUCGGAUGUCUCCUCUCCUGAAUCUGCGCUGGAUACUGACAUAGAUAUUAAAGAAGGAUCAGGAAGCCAGGAAGACAUUGAACCCGAGGCUAAAAGACCCAAAAUGCGGGAAUCCGAUCAACAACUGGAUUCUUGCAAACAAACUGAAACUCAACAAGAAGUGUCUAAGAAAACGGAUGAUGAAAUCGAGAAAGAGAUUGAAGCUGAAUCAAAACUACAAAACCAAAAUGAGUUGGUUGCUAAAAAAGAUGAACAGAAGGCAGAUAAAGUAUCUGAACCCCAAGACAGAGAACAGCAAUUGGAAAAAGAGGACUUGGAUAAGCAAGUCCUGGAAGAAAAAGAUCUAGAGGCUAGUGCACAAAAGCAGGGUGAUCAGGAUGUCGAAAAGAAGUCCCAGAAACCAGAAGUAUCUGAGGUCGUAGCUGAGAAGAUAUCUGAAGAAAAGAUUGAAGAACCUAAGAAACCUGAAGUAAAGGAAACUGAAGUUAAAUCAGAGAAAGCCACAGCCUUGGAUAAGCAAGUCCUGGAAGAAAAAGAACUAGAGGCUAGUGCACAAAAGCAAGUUGACCAGGAUGUCGAAAAGAAGUCCCAGAAACCAGAAGUAUCCGAGGUCGUAGCUGAGAAGAUAUCUGAAGAAAAGAUUGAAGAACCUAAGAAACCUGAAGUAAAGGACCCUGAAGUUAAAUCAGAGAAAGCCACAGCAUUGGAUAAGCAAGUCCUGGAAGAAAAAGAACUAGAGGCUAGUGCACAAAAGCAAGGUGAUCAGGAUGUCGAAAAGAAGUCCCAGAAACCAGAAGUAUCCGAGGUCGUAGCUGAGAAGAUAUCUGAAGAAAAGAUUGAAGAACCUAAGAAACCUGAAGUAAAGGACCCUGAAGUUAAAUCAGAGAAAGCCACAGCCUUGGAUAAGCAAGUCCUGGAAGAAAAAGAACUAGAGGCUAGUGCACAAAAGCAAGGUGAUCAGGAUGUCGAAAAGAAGUCCCAGAAACCAGAAGUAUCCGAGGUCGUAGCUGAGAAGAUAUCUGAAGAAAAGAUUGAAGAACCUAAGAAACCUGAAGUAAAGGAAACUGAAGUUAAAUCAGAGAAAGCCACAGCCUUGGAUAAGCAAGUCCUGGAAGAAAAAGAACUAGAGGCUAGUGCACAAAAGCAAGGUGAUCAGGAUGUCGAAAAGAAGUCCCAGAAACCAGAAGUAUCUGAGGUCGUAGCUAAGAAGAUAUCUGAAGAAAAGAUUGAAGAACCUAAGAAACCUGAAGUAAAGGACCCUGAAGUUAAAUCAGAGAAAGCCACAGCCUUGGAUAAGCAAGUCCUGGAAGAAAAAGAACUAGAGGCUAGUGCACAAAAGCAAGGUGAUCAGGAUGUCGAAAAGAAGUCCCAGAAACCAGAAGUAUCCGAGGUCGUAGCUGAGAAGAUAUCUGAAGAAACGAUUGAAGAACCUAAGAAACCUGAAGUAAAGGACACUGAAGUUAAAUCAGAGAAAGCCACAGCCUUGGAUAAGCAAGUCCUGGAAGAAAAAGAACUAGAGGCUAGUGCACAAAAGCAAGGAGAUCAAGAUGUGGAAAAGAAGUCCCAGAAACCAGAAGUAUCUGAGGUCGUAGCUGAGAAGAUAUCUGAAGAAAAGAUUGAAGAACCUAAGAAACCUGAAGUAAAGGAAACUGAAGUUAAAUCAGAGACAGCCACAGCCUUGGAUAAGCAAGUCCUGGAAGAAAAAGAACUAGAGGCUAGUGCACAAAAGCAAGGUGAUCAGGAUGUCGAAAAGAAGUCCCAGAAAUCAGAAGUAUCUGAGGUCGUAGCUGAGAAGAUAUCUGAAGAAAAGAUUGAAGAACCUAAGAAACCUGAAGUAAAGGACCCUGAAGUUAAAUCAGAGAAAGCCACAGCCUUGGAUAAGCAAGUCCUGGAAGAAAAAGAACUAGAGGCUAGUGCACAAAAGCAAGGUGAUCAGGAUGUGGAAAAGAAGUCCCAGAAACCAGAAGUAUCCGAGGUCGUAGCUGAGAAGAUAUCUGAAGAAAAGAUUGAAGAACCUAAGAAACCUGAAGUAAAGGAAACUGAAGUUAAAUCAGAGACAGCCACAGCCUUGGAUAAGCAAGUCCUGGAAGAAAAAGAACUAGAGGCUAGUGCACAAAAGCAAGGAGAUCAAGAUGUGGAAAAGAAGUCCCAGAAACCAGAAGUAUCUGAGGUCGUAGCUGAGAAGAUAUCUGAAGAAAAGAUUGAAGAACCUAAGAAACCUGAAGUAAAGGAAACUGAAGUUAAAUCAGAGACAGCCACAGCCUUGGAUAAGCAAGCCCUGGAAGAAAAAGAACUAGAGGCUAGUGCACAAAAGCAAGGAGAUCAAGAUGUGGAAAAGAAGUCCCAGAAACCAGAAGUAUCUGAGGUCGUAGCUGAGAAGAUAUCUGAAGAAAAGAUUGAAGAACCUAAGAAACCUGAAGUAAAGGAAACUGAAGUUAAAUCAGAGACAGCCACAGCCUUGUAUAAGCAAGUCCUGGAAGAAAAAGAACUAGAGGCUAGUGCACAAAAGCAAGGAGAUCAAGAUGUGGAAAAGAAGUCCCAGAAACCAGAAGUAUCUGAGGUCGUAGCUGAGAAGAUAUCUGAAGAAAAGAUUGAAGAACCUAAGAAACCUGAAGUAAAGGAAACUGAAGUUAAAUCAGAGACAGCCACAGCCUUAAAUAAGCAAGUCCUGGAAGAAAAAGAACUAGAGGCUAGUGCACAAAAGCAAGGUGAUCAGGAUGUCGAAAAGAAGUCCCAGAAAUCAGAAGUAUCUGAGGUCGUAGCUGAGAAGAUAUCUGAAGAAAAGAUUGAAGAACCUAAGAAACCUGAAGUAAAGGACCCUGAAGUUAAAUCAGAGAAAGCCACAGCCUUGGAUAAGCAAGUCCUGGAAGAAAAAGAACUAGAGGCUAGUGCACAAAAGCAAGGUGAUCAGGAUGUGGAAAAGAAGUCCCAGAAACCAGAAGUAUCCGAGGUCGUAGCUGAGAAGAUAUCUGAAGAAAAGAUUGAAGAACCUAAGAAACCUGAAGUAAAGGAAACUGAAGUUAAAUCAGAGACAGCCACAGCCUUGGAUAAGCAAGUCCUGGAAGAAAAAGAACUAGAGGCUAGUGCACAAAAGCAAGGAGAUCAAGAUGUGGAAAAGAAGUCCCAGAAACCAGAAGUAUCUGAGGUCGUAGCUGAGAAGAUAUCUGAAGAAAAGAUUGAAGAACCUAAGAAACCUGAAGUAAAGGAAACUGAAGUUAAAUCAGAGACAGCCACAGCCUUGGAUAAGCAAGCCCUGGAAGAAAAAGAACUAGAGGCUAGUGCACAAAAGCAAGGAGAUCAAGAUGUGGAAAAGAAGUCCCAGAAACCAGAAGUAUCUGAGGUCGUAGCUGAGAAGAUAUCUGAAGAAAAGAUUGAAGAACCUAAGAAACCUGAAGUAAAGGAAACUGAAGUUAAAUCAGAGACAGCCACAGCCUUGUAUAAGCAAGUCCUGGAAGAAAAAGAACUAGAGGCUAGUGCACAAAAGCAAGGAGAUCAAGAUGUGGAAAAGAAGUCCCAGAAACCAGAAGUAUCUGAGGUCGUAGCUGAGAAGAUAUCUGAAGAAAAGAUUGAAGAACCUAAGAAACCUGAAGUAAAGGACACUGAAGUUAAAUCAGAGACAGCCACAGCCUUGGAUAAGCAAGUCCUGGAAGAAAAAGAACUAGAGGCUAGUGCACAAAAGCAAGGUGAUCAGGAUGUGGAAAAGAAGUCCCAGAAACCAGAAGUAUCCGAGGUCGUAGCUGAGAAGAUAUCUGAAGAAAAGAUUGAAGAACCUAAGAAACCUGAAGUAAAGGAAACUGAAGUUAAAUCAGAGACAGCCACAGCCUUGGAUAAGCAAGUCCUGGAAGAAAAAGAACUAGAGGCUAGUGCACAAAAGCAAGGAGAUCAAGAUGUGGAAAAGAAGUCCCAGAAACCAGAAGUAUCUGAGGUCGUAGCUGAGAAGAUAUCUGAAGAAAAGAUUAAAGAACCUAAGAAACCUGAAGUAAAGGAAACUGAAGUUAAAUCAGAGACAGCCACAGCCUUGGAUAAGCAAGUCCUGGAAGAAAAAGAACUAGAGGCUAGUGCACAAAAGCAAGGAGAUCAAGAUGUGGAAAAGAAGUCCCAGAAACCAGAAGUAUCUGAGGUCGUAGCUGAGAAGAUAUCUGAAGAAAAGAUUGAAGAACCUAAGAAACCUGAAGUAAAGGAAACCGAAGUUAAAUCAGAGACAGCCACAGCCUUGGAUAAGCAAGUCCUGGAAGAAAAAGAACUAGAGGCUAGUGCACAAAAGCAAGGAGAUCAAGAUGUGGAAAAGAAGUCCCAGAAACCAGAAGUAUCUGAGGUCGUAGCUGAGAAGAUAUCUGAAGAAAAGAUUGAAGAACCUAAGAAACCUGAAGUAAAGGACACUGAAGUUAAAUCAGAGACAGCCACAGCCUUGGAUAAGCAAGUCCUGGAAGAAAAAGAACUAGAGGCUAGUGCACAAAAGCAAGGAGAUCAAGAUGUGGAAAAGAAGUCCCAGAAACCAGAAGUAUCUGAGGUCGUAGCUCAGAAGAUAUCUGAAGAAAAGAUUGAAAAACCAAAGAAACCUGAAGUAAAGGACACUGAAGUUAAAUCAGAGACAGCCACAGCCUUGGAUAAGCAAGUCCUGGAAGAAAAAGAACUACAGGCUAGUGCACAAAAGCAAGGUGAUCAGGAUGUCGAAAAGAAGUCCCAGAAACCAGAAGUAUCCGAGGUCCCACAACCUUGGAUAAGCAAGUCCUGGAAGAAAAAGAACUAG
Molecule: messenger RNA, 11427 nt
Organism: Drosophila mauritiana
Lineage: Eukaryota; Metazoa; Arthropoda; Insecta; Diptera; Drosophilidae
Exons: 8
Source: RefSeq, a predicted model, not a curated record